GCGAGACACAGAGAGACAGCGCUCACUAAGUUGCUGAAACAUUGCGAGGAGUUAUAAAGAAUUAAACUGGAUGUCAUCGCCCUUCAGAUGUCAAGGGUGACCCAAGAAUUUGGAAUAAGCCAGGCUACUGGCAAAAGACAGCACCUAUGAAAACCCUGGAUGCUCGGGACAUUUUGUGAGCUGGACUGAAGAACAUAUCAGGUGCCACACACCACCGAUAUAAUAUGAGCAAACAAGGUGAAUGGAAAUUGACCCAUAUAUUCCCAGUUCUAAUGGUGUCCCUGGUAUAUACAGCUCUAGCUGAGUACUCCAAUUGUGGUGAAAAUGAAUAUUAUAACCAGACAACGGGUUUGUGCCAUAGCUGUCCAGAAUGUGAACCAGGGGAGGAGCCAUAUAAUUCUUGUGGAUAUGGAACUAAAGAUGAAGACUAUGGUUGUAUUCCUUGUCCACCUGGCAAGUAUUCUAAAGGAGGUUACCAAAUAUGCAGGCGACACAAAGAUUGUGAGGGAUUUUUCCGAGCCACAGUUUUAACUCCAGGGGACACUAAGAAUGAUGCGGAAUGUGGACCCUGCCUUCCAGGAUUCUACAUGUUAGAGAGCCGCCCUAAAAGCAUUUAUGGAAUGGUUUGUCACUCUUGCUCCUUAGCACCUCCAAGUGUCAAGGAAUGUAUUGGGACUCCACACUAUGUACCCGGAAGUUCAACAAGAGUUAUGGGCUCCAGCACUACCUCUCCUUUCCAGCAUGCCCAAAAAGUGGAUGUGCCAGGGCAAGGACAUUUGGCCACUGCUCUUAUUAUUGCAAUGUCGACAAUAUUCAUCAUGGCCAUUGCUAUUGUGCUCAUCAUCAUGUUCUACAUUGUCAAGACCAAGCCUUCAGCUCGAGCUUGCUGUACAAUCCAUUCAAAGAAUGUAGAAGCUCAAGCCAUUCCACAAGAAGAGAAGAAGGAAGUGCCAGCCGAAAAUGUUGUCAUCUAUGCUGAAAAAGAUGAAUUUGAAAAACUUUCAGAAACACAGACCAAAACUGAAAAGAGUGAAAAUGACGCCUCCUCAGAAAAUGAGCAUCUUCUGAGUCGGAGCAUGGAUAGUGAUGAGGAAGCAGCUCUUGACAAGCAAGGGACACCCGAACUCUGUCUCCUAUCCUUAGUUCACUUGGCAAGGGAUAAAUCAACUGCAAAUAAUAAACUUACUGGGUUGGUGACCAGAAUUGCACCAUGUAUUCCCGAAGAAGUCUUACCAUGGACUUAUAUAGAGGCAAGGCUAUACUUUACUCACAUUCAAAGUCGUAGGAAAAAGAUUCUAGACCUUUAUGCAAAUGUGUGCAAUGUAGCAGAAGGACUAAGCCCUACAGAACUGCCAUUUGACUGUCUGGAGAAGACAAGCAGAAUGCUUAGUUCUACGUAUAAUACAGAAAAGGCAAUAGUAAAAACGUGGCGCCACCUUGCUGAGAGUUUUGGUUUGAAAAGAGAUGAGAUUGGAGGAAUGACAGACGGACUUCAGCUUUUUGAUCGGAUCAGUACAGCCGGGUACAGCAUUCCAGACCUGCUUACUAAGUUGGUUCAGAUUGAAAGACUAGACGCAGUAGAGUCUCUUUGCACAGAUAUUGUGGAGUGGGCACAAGCUACUCCACCUACCACGCCGCCAACAGUGCCUAAUAGUGAAAGUUUAUGAAGAGAUAUUGGACUUAUAAUGGACUCUUUUGUUGGAAUGUAGGAGGACAGCUCUUAGCUCUGAUAAUAACGUUGAGCCACCAUGGUGAUGCUGAAUCUUGACUAGGCACUAGAGGAGGUCAAGAAACCAAGCUAUGAUAUGAAGCAUCAGGAAUCACUUUGUAGGAGACAAAAAGAACUCUUUGAUGAAACUCUUUGUAAUGGAGAAUGUGAAACUAUGAGGACAGUGACCACUGAAAUACAUUAUUUAAUACUUUUUUUCUUUAAAUUAAACAUGAAUACAGAAGGACGAUUUCUUUAGGAUUUGUAGUGUCUGAGGAACCAAGGACUUACCUUUGUAAAACAAUCCGACUAUCUUUAUACAAGUUUAUUCAGAUGGAACCUAAACAAUAUGUUGUGUAUUUGCAAGUAAGAUGACUAUUUCUUUACCUAGGCUGUAAUCACACAUUUCUGAACUAUUUGCUAGUUAUUACAAUAUGUACGGAAUUGUAUUUCUGGCUUGUGUCAUUACGCCUCUCAAUUCAUAACAGAGUUUUGGAAUCAGUACAUGAUAUAGCCAUUAAAACCUAUAGGGGCAUCACCAUGGGCAGCAGGUUGGAUAGCAGGUUUUUUCUGAAUAAGAGAUAAUGAGAUAUUUAAAGAAUGAGGGUCUAGUCACAGAUUACUCAAGUCAAGGUCUAGUUAGUAGUGUUUAAUAAGAACAUAUUGGUAAGUAAUACCAUUUACAUAAAGCAGCUCAUUUAUAUAAGCUAAGAAAAUGUUUCAUUAUGAAAAAACUCUUCAAAAUGUUAAUUUAAUAAAACUUUUCACAUGCCAUGUCAUAUCGGAGGUUUAAUCAUUUAGGGUCUAUGUGCUAACAACCCCACCAAUUGAUGAAACAAAGGGGCUCCAUUUGCUUUGCUGGGCUCAUAGAGCCUAUAAGAGCCAUAGAGACACAGAGCUCAGCUGAGCAUUUUACACCUUCAUUUCACUGACAAGUGGGAGUUUUAACACCCGGCCCUCCACUUUUCACGUGUCUCCUUUGACAUCAAAAGUUUAAUGAAACAACAGGUAUACGAUAAGGCUUUGUUAACACUUUGGCUUCUAUUAACAGUCAUCCCAAUGAAUCAUGAUAGAGCUUAUUGACUUGUAAUGAGGUUCAUCAUUUUUCUGUAAGGGAUCCAGGAUGUUUGACAGCAUGAAAAGUUCUAGAAACUGCACUAUUCUUGCCAUCAAAAAUACUCAUACCCUGGACAAAAACAUGGCAAAAAUGUUCAACAAAGUUCCAAACUAAAUAUACAGUAUCAAACUUUAAUAACAUACAAUGUUUUACACUGUUCAUAAAGUGUUGUAGUUGUGCAAAUUUAUUGAGGACUACCAGUGGAACUAUACAGGCAGUGGCAUAGCUACAGAGGUGGCAAGGGUCAUAGUUAC
Messenger RNA from Hyla sarda, 3079 nucleotides. It is a transcript of the gene EDAR, whose product is annotated as ectodysplasin A receptor. Gene Ontology annotation, biological process: positive regulation of canonical NF-kappaB signal transduction; positive regulation of JNK cascade. NCBI's taxonomy places the organism in Eukaryota, Metazoa, Chordata, Amphibia, Anura, Hylidae. Gene Ontology annotation, cellular component: plasma membrane. The record is from RefSeq and is a predicted model, not a curated record. Bases 225 to 1667 code for a protein of 480 amino acids. Gene Ontology annotation, molecular function: signaling receptor activity. The transcript is spliced from 13 exons.